GCCUCGGCGCGCCGCGGCCGCGGGCGCCACGGCGAGCCGGCAGGAGGCUCGAGACUGGAGCAGGGCGGCGUCGACCGCGGCAAGCUCGGCAGCGACCGAGCGACCGGCAGGGGCCGGGAAAGGCGGCCGCAGGCGCGGCAAGCGGAGUGAGGCGGCGAUUGAGACCAGGCGCAGGGUACUCCAGUACAAGCACGACCUGAGGGAGACGGGCAACAAGCUCAGUGACCUCGCGCACAUCGAGGACCAUCCUUCGGAGAACUCAUCAGACGUCGUCGAGAGAGCGCAGAAGGAAGUCCUCGGCAGGAUCACGGACCUCGAGCGUACGAGGCAGGAGAUAGCAGAGAGCCGGGUUCGGCAGCAGUUCGAACUGCUGAGGCAGGAGUUCGCGGCUCAAAUAAGCCAGGCCGCCGACGAGAUGAGGAGGCUGGAGAACGAGAAUCAGCGGCUUCAGCAGCAGGUGGCAGGAGGCCUCGCGGCAAUCCCGCAGGCGAUCGAGCGGAUGGGCGAGCAGAUCCGGGGCGCGUCGAGUAUGGGCACAGUCGCUCACGGUCUCGUCGACACGAAGGGGAUCGGCAAGCCCACGACGAUGGGCGACGAUCAAGAGAAGUUCGGCGCUUGGAAUCGCAAGAUGGAGAACUACGUGAUCGGCGUGUACGGAGAGAGUUUUCGUCCCGUUCUUCGGUGGGCUGCAGAAGCCGAACGCCCCGUGGCGAUCGCGGGAGCUCAGGCGGCGCACGACGGAGUGCCAGAGCUGGAGACAAAGGUCAACCAGCUGUACGCGGCGCUGCUCAGCACGACGGCGGACGGGAGCGAGAGCAACGACCUCGUGACGGGCGCUCCCGAUGGGAACGGUCUCGAAGCCUGGCGGAAGCUUCACCGCAGGUGGGAUCCGACGACAGGUCCGAGGAAGAGGCUGAUCCUGAGGUCGAUCAUCUCGCCUCCGAAGUGCAGCGCGGACGAGCUGGGAUCCGCCUUAGAGAAGUGGAUCCAGCAGAUAGGCAGGUACGAACGCCGCCAAGGAGAAGAUGGUCUAGCCGAGCUGCCGGAGGAUAUCAAGAUGGCGGCUCUCGAGAUGCUCGUGCCUCAGGACAUCGAGAACCACCUCGUCCUCAACAAGCAUCGGCUCGAAACGUUCCAGGACAGUCUGAACGAGGUGAUGACGAUCGUGGAGGCUCGGACCGGCGUGAAGAUCAAGGAGCCAUCGAUCCGUGCGCGGGCGCAUCAUCCGGACGACAUGGACGUCGGGUCGUUCGGAGCCCCGAAGGGCAAAGGCAAAGGCAAGGGCAAGGACGGCAAGAGCAAAGGGAAAGGCAAGACUCAGGAGCCGAAGGGGAAGAGCAAAUCGACGAACGGAUCAUACUCAGGCCCCCGCACAUCCCCGACGGGUUCGGGCCGUGGUUUAGGGCACACGGCACCUCGAUCCACCAGCGGGCGCUUCGACGGCUACUGUCGGAACUGCGAGAGAUGGGGCCACAAGGCAUCCGACUGCUGGAAGAAAGAGCAGGGAUCGAGUUCGAGGGCUGGAACUGGAUCCGCAACGGGGGCAAGCGCUGGUGGUAAAGCCGGUAGCCGCGGCGGCAAGGCCGGCGGCAAGGCUGCAGGCAGCCUGGAGGAGGAGCCUGAAGCGGAGGUCGCCGCUCUGGACAUGGGCAGCCUGGACUGCCUGGAGCUCGCCAGCGGCAGCGGCCGCGGCGUAGCGGCGGUCGAUCUCUCUCCCUUCGCGCAGGACGACUGGAUGAAGUUCAACUGGGACAGCGGUGCAGCUAUCUCAGCAUUCCCUCGGAGCUUCGCGCCGCCGACGGGAAUGAAGGGCAACGGCAGCACGUGUCGUACGGCCAGUGGUGAGCUCGUCCCGGACGAGGGCAGCUUGCAGCUCAAGGCGGAGGACGAGUACGGAGUGCUACGAGCGCUCAAGGGACGCGUGACGAACGUGCACAAGCCGUUGAUCUCGGUGGGGCAGGCAGCAGGAGCUGGACAGUGUUCAUUCCUGGGCCGCAAUGGCGGCUGGAUAUUCCACGAGAAGAGCCCAAUCGGCAAGCGCGUGGUAGGCAUGCUCGAGAAGGAGGCGAAGGCGGCGAAGCACCAGAUGCUGCCGGUCUAUCGCGAGCAGGGCGUCUACAACUUCUACCUCAAGAAGGGCCAACAUGGCUCGGUUGCUCCUCUCGAGGAGGGACUUUCGGCGAAGUCGAAGUCCGAGCUGGUGGAGCUCCUCAACGGCAAGUCGAAGGAGGAGCUGCUGGAGAUCCUCGAGAAGACAGUCCCCAGGAGGCAGCCCUCGGCGUAA
Molecule: messenger RNA, 2284 nt
Organism: Prorocentrum cordatum
Lineage: Eukaryota; Dinophyceae; Prorocentrales; Prorocentraceae
Source: the annotation of a GenBank genome assembly